Penicillium antarcticum is the source of this 510-nucleotide messenger RNA. Its product is annotated as actin-related protein 2/3 complex subunit 4 family protein. The record is from RefSeq and is a predicted model, not a curated record. Bases 1 to 510 code for a protein of 169 amino acids. Gene Ontology annotation, biological process: Arp2/3 complex-mediated actin nucleation; actin filament polymerization. Gene Ontology annotation, cellular component: actin cytoskeleton; Arp2/3 protein complex. Gene Ontology annotation, molecular function: actin filament binding. The transcript has 6 exons. NCBI's taxonomy places the organism in Eukaryota, Fungi, Ascomycota, Eurotiomycetes, Eurotiales, Aspergillaceae.
AUGUCGCAAAGCUUGAGGCCAUACCUGCAGGCCUGCCGCUCCUCCCUCACCGCCGCUCUGGCGAUCUCCAACUUCGCAUCCCAAACAUCGGAACGCCACAAUGUGCCCGAAAUCGAAGCCCAAAGCAGUCCGGAGGUCUUGCUGAACCCAUUGACCAUCUCCCGCAACGAGAACGAGCGCAUGCUGGUCGAACCGAGUGUGAACAGUGUCAGAAUCAGUCUGAGGAUCAAGCAGGCAGAUGAGAUUGAACACAUCCUGGUUCACAAGUUCACCCGUUUCCUGACCCAACGAGCUGAGUCGUUCUUCAUUUUGCGCAGGAAGCCAGUUGAGGGCUAUGAUAUCUCCUUCCUCAUAACCAACACCCAUGUCGAGAUGUUACUGAAGCACAAAUUAGUGGACUUUGUCAUCCAGUUCAUGGAAGAGGUAGACAAGGAGAUUUCGGAGAUGAAGCUCUUCUUGAAUGCGCGUGCUCGAUUCGUUGCCGAGUCUUUCCUGACACCGUUCGAUUAA